GGUCUAGCUAGCUGCAGGGAUUAGCCACCUGACUAGCGCCAGUCACCAGCGGCUCAACUCCUGCGAUGGAGAUUCGGUGCGACCUUCACGGAAUACUUACCUCUACUUCGAUCUCCAUCAAAGGCUCGCAUUCCUCCAACCAACAAAGAAAGUCUCUUGAUACCACGACAAACCAUCCCCUUCUUCCUCUUUGCGCGACCCGGACCACCACAUUCAUUCAACUACCACACCAACCGCACCUGAUCCGCCCUUGGGUCGCAUAGAGCUCCCCUAACGUAGGCGUCAACGGCGCGCCGAGCUCUCCUCAAUUCAUGAAGUCCAGCUAGGCCAGCAACAACACCGGCGCUGGUGACAACCACUCCGAUCUCGGUGCUGUUCUGCGACCUUGCAUUCCAUUUCAGGAACCUCGAUACCCAUUCAACAACUCCAACAUGAGCGCCUCCCCUUCAGGCCAAUCGAAUGGCCCAACUCCCAAUGGCGGUCCUCCUCGCAGUCAGUUUGUAAGAAAGCCCAAGGCGGCAGACCCUCUCGUAGCACGAAAGAAACCCAUUCGACGACAGAAUGUCCUGCCAAAUACCACUGGGCCAAAGCGUACUGGAACGGGUGCUGGUCGAAAGCUCCCUCAAUAUCCUGUGAAUGGAGUGAAUGCUCCGCGCGGAGUAGGGCCUGGUACAAUGCAGCAGAAUGGUGUUGGCGCAGACCCUGCGAAUGGAGGUUGGACCAAUCCGCCGGUUGGAUCAUAUACCGAUUUCCCACUUGUCACUUCGAAGAAAGCUCUCCGGGAAGGCUUGCGGUAUCAUAUUGCUCGGUUUGCCUCCAAGAAGGGUGUCGACCCCAGUGAUCAGAAUGAGUUUACUCGACCUGUUCUACUGCAUAGACGAGACCCAAGACAAAUUCUACCUGGCAAGGGAAUCAAGGAUGAAGACACGGUUAUGACGGAUAAUCCCAUUGAUUCCAAGGAGCGCGAGAGACAGGAGAUCUUAAAGGCGGAGAAGGAAGCGCAAAAGGCAGCGGAUUUGGCUCAAAUCGCACCUACUGGAAACAAUGCCUCAGCCCUUGCUGCCAAAAAGAACCAGUCUUUCAGAAACGAGAAGACCACACAGGUUCAUCGGCUCGACAAAACCGAGGAGCAGAAGAAACUCUCAGAUCUGAAGUACGAGGAGGCAUUACCAUGGCACUUGGAGGAUGCGGAUAAUAAGAAUACAUGGGUUGGUAAUUAUGAAGCCGCACUGUCGGAUACGAAUGUCAUCUUAGUGGUCGAGGGGAGCACCUUCAAGAUGAUACCUGUUGAAAAGUGGUAUAAAUUCACAUCCAAGGGCAAGUUUACGCCUUUCACAACCGAGGAAGCCGAGGCCCAAUUUGCCAAGAAGAUUAAGGAGUCAAGAUGGGUGAUGAAGAGUAACGAGGAGAAAGAGAAUGCCAAAAUGGCACAAGAAUCGAAAAAGGCCAUGUCCAACCUGUACACCGUCAAGGCGGAAAGCAGUACCUUUAAAAAUGCUGGAAAGAGCGAGGUACAAGAUAUGGAUGAACUCGAUUUCGAGGAGGGCGAUCUAUUCCAGGACGAUGAUGAGAUGGUCACAGUUGAGCCUGACAAUGAUGAAGACACGAAAGAUGCCCAGAGCCGAGUCAAGAGAGACCGUCAAGCGGCAAAUGUUUUCGACAAAGCCAAUGAAGCCGAUGUUGACGAAGAAGAAGAGGAAGAGAAGAUGGAGCAAGAAAAGAGAAGAAAGCUCGGUAAAGAAGUUACCAAGGCGUUGAGAAAGCGUGAGAGAAACUUCAUCUAUAACAGCGACUCUGACCAUCCAUACUCUGAAUCGAGCGACGAUGACACCUCUGAUGAGGAGAAGCAAAAGGAGAUUGACCGCAAGAAGGAUGAGGAGGCCAAAAACAAAGCUAAGUUGGAAUCAGCUUCAAAGCUUCCUUCUGGUGCUUCGUCAAAGGGCACUAGCACACCGUCUGGUCGACCUAAGCACUCUGACCCAUUGAAGAAGGUGAAGAGCUUAAAGAGACCUGGUUCUCCAAACCUCUCAGAAUCCAGUGGAAACGAAUCUUCAAGAAAAAAGCUCAAGAAGAAGCAUCAAUCUUCUCGUGCCAGUGGCUCGUCAACCCCCAUUCCUGGAUCUCGCCCAAUGUCUCCGGAGCCAGCUGGAAGCCAAAGUCCUCGCAAGUCUUCGAUCGUCAAGCUCACUGUUAAUCCCAACAAAGUUAGCAACAUUCAGUCUGCGCCACCAAACCCAAGUCCGGUUCGGAGUGGUGCGGCAAGCGAUGGUGAGGCAACCGGCGGAGAAAUGUCAGAUGGAGGUAAGAAGAAGAAGGCUAUUAAACUUCGCUUCAACAAUACUCCCGGUGGGUCGAGAGCUGGCAGUCCUGUUCCUGGCGCUGGCGGAAGUCGUUCUGGUAGCCCAGCUGCUGGAUCAGGAUCACCAGGCCGUGCACAAUCGCCCGCCACUGGUCAAGUUCAGGCCCAUGAGGUUCUUGCUGCUUUACCAGCUUCAGGUAUCACUCUCAAGGAUCUUUUGAAGGGCUUCUCUGGUCGUGUUCAGACUGAGCAGGACAAGAAGCACUUCAUUAAUCUCGUAAAGGAGAACUCGAAGUACGGUUCCGACAAACUUCUCCGUCCAAAAUAGGGAAUAUGAUUGAUGGACAUCUUGGGGAGGGCAUGGAUCUGAGCAUUCUUGGAGAGAACGAAAAUCCCUGUAUCAUGACUAUCUUCCGCCGUCUAUCAAGAUUGAUGCUAGGAUUUGCUGGUUUGCAUUUUGCAUCAGAAGGCCUUCUUCACAGUAUAGACAUAAAAUGAGACCCGCAUUGAGAAUAUUUUGACUGUUUUUGCUUGGUUGAAUCGACUACGUAUCCUCCUGCCAUGCAUAGUCCAGUUCCUUGUUCCUCGCUGCUCUAUUUUGAGCCUUAAAUCUCUCGCCCUCCCACCCGUUCCCUCUAUCAACACCAUCCCAUUUAUACCCAGGACGAAUGCCAUACCUAUUCGGCGCCGCCGCACCUGUAUAGACCUGCUUCCUCCAUUUCCCACCCUUCCCUUUACCGGGCGUCUUCUUACUCAGGAAUUGCGCAGCUGGGUCAUUCCACCUCUCCACCUCCUUCAACUCAUCAUUCAUCUCGACAUCAUCCACCCCCCUCGCAACGGUCAUAAACCUCGCCUCAUCCAAUUCUUCUCUCCUCUUCUCCUUCGCCGCCCUCUGCACGUCCCCCUUUUGCGCCUCUAGCUCCUCCCUCUCCUUCUGCGCCUUCGCAUCCGCCUCCCGUCUCGCCUCCUGUCUCCGCAUCGAAAUAUCAAUUCUUCGUCCGGUAGCGUCACGAUAAACAGUCUCUUCUUCUUUCCUCUUCCCGCCCUUCCCAGUCCCAAGUCCAAGGGCUGCUUGUUCCCUUUCCCAGGCUUGUGCUUCCUCUCGUUUCCGCUUCUCAAACUGAGCUGCGACGGCUUUCGCGCUCUGUAAUCCCGCAUGUGUUCCAUCUCCCAUUUUGACUAUCCCAUCGUCUUCAAUAACAGGCCCCUCAUCUUCGUGCAUCGCAGCAUUAUUCUCUUUUGCCGCCUCCGCAACUAUCCUAUCUGCGGCCUCUGCGUCCUCAUCUCUCGGCUGCAGCGCCGGGACACCGACGGUCUUCCACGCUUUCUUCUUGGCCUUGCGGAACUCAGCUGAGCCGCUGGAGAUAGUCAGGGGUGUGUCGUUGUCUUCGAUGUUUGUUGAAGUGGUGGGUGCCCAGCCAAGGGCGUCGUCGUCGGCGAUUAUGAGACCAGUGGUUUCCUUUGGGGUCUUGCGUUUGCGUUUCUUGCCGGUGCUAGAUGAGGAGGUAUCGGCUGUGAGAUAUUUGGAGGCGAGAUAGCUGGAGAGUGACAUAUUGGCGGAAAUAAGAGCCUGCACUCGACUUUGCCGUUGUGAAGUUACGGAAGGCUGAGCUUCAAC
Molecule: messenger RNA, 3917 nt
Organism: Cadophora gregata
Lineage: Eukaryota; Fungi; Ascomycota; Leotiomycetes; Helotiales; Ploettnerulaceae
Exons: 3
Coding region: 432-2627 (731 amino acids)
Biological process (GO): transcription initiation at RNA polymerase II promoter; positive regulation of transcription elongation by RNA polymerase II
Cellular component (GO): nucleus; transcription factor TFIIF complex
Molecular function (GO): DNA binding; TFIIF-class transcription factor complex binding; RNA polymerase II general transcription initiation factor activity
Source: RefSeq, a predicted model, not a curated record